CCAAUAGGGGAAUUCCUUGUUCGGUUUACCGCACAAUAAAAAAGUCACAUGGAAGUUAAUGUAUUUCUCUAUAAGUACAGUUGCGGUACAGAUGCAAUGUAGUCGAGCACUCUCGUUUUACUUUUAAAAUUUAAAUCCAAAGAUCCAUAACUCGUGGAGAUUAUAGAAAUCCAAUUACGGACUUAACCAUUAAAGUGAUUGGUCAAGGUAAUCAUCAACCGGCAUUAAAAAUAAUGAAUUCUGGAUUUUUUUAAACAAGCGGUUAGUAACGUAAUUUAUAAUUGAAGUAAGUGUAAACAAACAAUUAAAAUUUGACUAUGGACAAUAAAAAUAGUUUAUUUGACUGUUGUUGGGAACAAUGAAACAUAGCACGUAAAUAUGGAGAAUAAAGUCGAGAAUAUGCGGGUAUUCUCGCAAGUUGUGGCGGUUAUGGUAAAAAACCUACUAAUGUUAUCAAUUGGGAUGAGCGUGGGAUACGUCGGAAUCAUAAUUCCCGCUUUGACUGACCCAAAUUCGAAGGAAUCAAUUUAUAUGGACGAGGCACAAACGUCUUGGACCAGUGCCAUUAUACCACUCGCUUCCUUAAUCGGCAGUGCCUUCUCAGGUUCAAUUACGGAACCACUCGGCCGAAGAGGUUCCAUGAUUAUACUCACCGUACCAUGUGUAAUAUCGUGGAUCAGUUACUAUUUGGCCGAGGAGAGUUGGCAAAUAUUUGCAACCUUAAUUCUCCAUGGUUUUACCAAUGGUCUCGUCAAAGCGCCGGUUCUCAUUUACGUUGCCGAAGUAACGGAACCACGUUUGCGAGGGUUGCUAGCAUCAACGACUUUGCUGUCAACGAGUAUUGGAAUCUUUCUUGCGUUUCUAAUAGGCAGUUUACUACACUGGAGAAUAGCAGCUUUGGUUUCCUGCACUGUGCCGUUGAUAAGCGUAUGUUUGCUCUCCAGGCUACCAGAAACACCGUACUGGUUGCUAGCGCAGAACAAGCCAGAGGAAGCGCGUAGAAGUCUGGCGUGGUUAAGAGGCUGGACUUCUGAAGUUAAGGUAGAACAAGAAUUUCAACAGAUCCAGAAGAAUGUUCAAAUGCACCCCGCUGGUGUGGACAACCCUGCGUUCGAAGACGACAGUGGCCGAGUGAUCCCACUAACCAAAUUCAUCAACGCGGCACGACCAACGGUUAAAGAUCUGGCAAAAAGAAGCUUUUUGCGCCCAUUCUCUUUAAUGGCCUUCCUUUUCAUCUGGUCGAACUUCAUUGGUGUAGGAACAACUCAAAUUUAUAGCGUGGUAAUUUUUUCUACAUUCAAAGCACCAGUGAAUAAGUAUUAUGCCUCUGUACUAAUGAGUUCUGCCCGAGUGUUGGCAAGUAUACUGUGCAUUUUUGUCGUUCGCUUGUAUGGAAAACGUCGAACCGCUAUGGUAUCAUCAUUCGCGCUUUGCUUAUGCAGUAUGUGCAUAGGCAUCUAUGCAUACCUUUGUGAUGUGACGCAGUUGAAUUUUACAAGCGACAGUGCGCCGAUACAUGAGAAUCACACGAACCACGCAUGGAUUUCAUUAGCACUGCUAAUUGCCUUCGCUUUUGUUGGCAACUGCGGACCCGCUAAUUUACCUUGGACACUAGUAGCGGAAGUAUUUUCGAAUGAGGCACGUAUUAUGGGCUGUGGCUUGCUUACCAGUUUUCAUUACAUAUCGUCAUUUACAACAAACGUCGUCUAUUUGGACAUGGUUUCCCAGUUUUCGUUCGCCGGUGUUUAUUGGACCUUUGCUUGUAUUAGUAUUGUUGGAUUACUUGUCAUUUUUUUCCUAUUGCCAGAGACGGAUGGACGAAAUGAUGUUGUUGAUCACUUCAUAAUCCGUUCUGAUUUAAGUAAUAGCAUCAAGAGGAAGUCGGUGGAGUAUAGAAACAACGUCAUUUCCGGAUCCAACAUAUAAUAUAUAAAUAACUAGAUAAUAAUGCUCUUUGUUUUAAUAAGAUUUGAACACAGAUGGCCUGUACAAUG
Molecule: messenger RNA, 1994 nt
Organism: Photinus pyralis (common eastern firefly)
Lineage: Eukaryota; Metazoa; Arthropoda; Insecta; Coleoptera; Lampyridae
Product: facilitated trehalose transporter Tret1-2 homolog
Exons: 5
Coding region: 379-1926 (515 amino acids)
Biological process (GO): transmembrane transport
Cellular component (GO): membrane
Molecular function (GO): transmembrane transporter activity
Source: RefSeq, a predicted model, not a curated record